AUGAAGCGCCUCUGCGACCGCCUCGGCCUCCUUUUCGAGCUGUACAAUUACACCAUCGCAGCCGCGCUCAUGGCUGCCAACGGCACGUCCAAGGUCAUCAUGCACAACCUCGUGGCGCACGGUUCUCAUUCUGUAUGCCUUCGAUCUUCCGCGCUGUCGACGACCCAGCAUUCUGCCUCUUGGCGCCAUGGGCUCGUGGGCGCCAAAGUUGCUAGGUUCGAACUUGCCGAGGUCAUUCUCAAACUCAUGGCGUCGCUCUCGGACUCGCACCCGCGCGUGAAGGAGGCUGGCCACGCUGCGCUUGUUGAUAUUACGCGGCCCCGAGAUGGCCUCAAUUGCCUCUAUCUUGCUCGGUGGCAUGCGCGACCCGAUCCACCAGACGACGGGCUCGACCGCUCCCGCCUGCAGACGCCGCUCCUCGACCCGAUUUCCGAGGGUCACAUGGGCCCGCCCAAAGCGCGUGGUAUGCUCGUCAAGGACCAAGACCACUACUCGCACCUCGUGCGAUGGCUGCAGCAUCUCAUGCACCUUGAUGCGCUUGUCCACGGUCUGCGCGACGAAAUCAUUCAGAUCACGCGCCACUCCAAGGACGCAAUCUGCCAAUGCGUUCUCUGGGUGAUUGCGUUCCUCCCGCCGGCACUCGACAACGGCUUCUUUAAAUAUCAUGGGUCGCCGCUCGAUCGAUCGAUCAAGCUCAUCUCGCAGCUCCUCACGACGGUGGACGACCUCGUCCAGGAGAACCGACUGCUCACGACGUCGAUGGCAUUGUCCAACGACCGGAUCCUCUUCAGCGAGUACGUCGCGGUCGUCACGAGCCGCCCGAACGACGAGAUGGUGACAGCGAUCCAGCACGUGGCUAUCAAAGGCCUGCAACGCGCGACGGCCGGCGCGACCAGCCGCAUGCAAGCUUCGCGCCGAGACACGAGUCGCGCGUCGACGCCAGAGAUGUCGAAUGCGGCCGUAGCGCUGGCCGUUCUGGAGGCGCAAGCGCGUGAUGCCGUGGCGCUCACGAUGCUAGAUAUCGUGGCGUCGCUCCCAGCAUCGUCGCAGGUCUGA
Molecule: messenger RNA, 1056 nt
Organism: Saprolegnia diclina VS20
Lineage: Eukaryota; Oomycota; Saprolegniomycetes; Saprolegniales; Saprolegniaceae
Exons: 8
Coding region: 1-1056 (351 amino acids)
Source: RefSeq, a predicted model, not a curated record